CAAUUAACUUCCGCUUUCGCCGUGCUGUUUGUCGGGACUCGUAGUUCCUGACAUGCCGUUUUUAUUUACUUCCGGGAAGGACAGUGACUACAGUAGUAUCAGAUUCGCCGGCAUAAUAAGAGAAAACCGGUGAUACAAUGUUUUCCUUCAACAUGUUUGACCACCCGAUUCCCCGGGUCUUCCAAAACCGCUUCUCUACUCAGUACCGUUGUUACUCAGUUUCCAUGUUGGCAGGGCCCAAUGACCGAUCUGAUGUGGAGAAAGGAGGGAAGAUAAUCAUGCCUCCAUCUGCUCUAGAUCAGCUCAGUCGUUUGAACAUUACUUACCCCAUGCUCUUCAAGCUGACAAAUAAAAAUUCUGACAGGAUGACACAUUGCGGUGUUCUUGAAUUUGUCGCAGAUGAAGGAGUAUGUUAUUUGCCUCAUUGGAUGAUGCAGAAUUUGCUGCUAGAAGAAGAAGGAUUGUUACAGGUGGAAAGUGUCAAUCUUCAAGUCGCCACAUAUUCAAAAUUCCAGCCACAGAGCCCAGAUUUCUUGGAUAUUACUAACCCCAAAGCUGUACUGGAGAACGCUCUGAGGAAUUUUGCUUGUCUUACCACUGGAGAUGUUAUCGCCAUUAACUACAAUGAAAAGAUCUAUGAGCUUCGAGUUAUGGAGACAAAACCUGACAAAGCUGUGUCCAUCAUAGAAUGUGAUAUGAAUGUUGAUUUUGAUGCCCCUCUGGGAUACAAGGAACCAGACAGACAUACACAGCAGGAAGAACAAACCGAAAUCGAACCAGACCACAGUGAGUAUGCAGCAGACCUUGGGUUCAGGGCAUUUUCUGGCUCUGGGAACCGGUUGGAUGGAAAAAAGAAGGGAAUUGACCCCAGUCCUUCACCAUUAAAGCCAGAAGACAUACGAAGAGGAAUUCCAAAUUACGACUUCAAGAUUGGAACAAUCACGUUCAUCAGAAAUUCAAGACCACAGACAAAGAAGGUGGAAGAAGAUGAUACCGCUAACCAGUUUAUUGCAUUUUCUGGAGAAGGACAGUCUUUGAGGAAGAAAGGCAGAAAACCAUAACUGUCUAUGGGAAGCAGAAAUAAAAUGAGGUUGCAGUGUAUUAUUUAUAUGUCUUAAUCUGAGAAAUUUUAGCAAGUUCUGCAGGAAGUAUGUGUAGAGGGCCGUCUCAAAGGUUUCUGUUUAAUUCAUGAAGAUCUCAGGCUAAUGUGGAGCAGGGACCCCUUCCUGGUUUAUGGAACUGUUCUGCUGUCUAACAAUGUUGACAACACCACACUUGACAAUCAUUAAGACAGGGAUAACACUUUUUAUUUAGCUUCAAUUUAUUUUCACUUUGACACAGGUUAGUCAUAAAACUAAGCAGUAUGGCUGCUGAUACUUAUUGUAUAGCUCAACUGCGGUCCCCCAAACCCACAGGGAGAUAAUCUGCAUACGCUAUAGCAUAUUCAGAGCUGUGUCGGUACGGGAUCAAGCAGCGGCCUAACAAGUGCUUGACCAGCCCCCCCUGCCGAAAAUCUUUGAAGGGGACCAGCGCGCGUAGAACCGUUCCCCCCCCCCCCCCGUAGCUUGAGUGUGCACGCAAAUAUUUCUAUAAGGCGGCGUCGGAGGGAGCUUUUUGAUGCUGCAGAUUAGAAAAAUCCGAUUGUUUUGCUAGUGUGGAUUCAUGCAGCUCAGUUCCCAUCAAGUAAAAAAAAAUAAUAAUUUGCUUAGAAGGCAUUCCCAAUUUUGGAACUUUCUGGAUAAUAGGAUUUUCCAGUUCUGUCACAUUCCUCUGGUAAGAUUCCUGCAGAUUGGUCUUUUUUUGUAACCUAAGAGAAAAACAUUAUAAUACUUAGCAGGGCCAGUCUAGGUUUUGAGAAAACCAGGAGUAUAUGAUACCAUGAUUUUUACAAUAAAUCUCUCAGUAUUCA
This is a messenger RNA of Xenopus laevis (African clawed frog), 1909 nucleotides long. It is a transcript of the gene ufd1.L, whose product is annotated as ubiquitin recognition factor in ER associated degradation 1 L homeolog. Lineage: Eukaryota; Metazoa; Chordata; Amphibia; Anura; Pipidae. Gene Ontology annotation, molecular function: polyubiquitin modification-dependent protein binding. Gene Ontology annotation, biological process: retrograde protein transport, ER to cytosol; ubiquitin-dependent protein catabolic process; ERAD pathway. Gene Ontology annotation, cellular component: UFD1-NPL4 complex; VCP-NPL4-UFD1 AAA ATPase complex. The record is from RefSeq and is a predicted model, not a curated record. The coding region runs from base 138 to 1061 and encodes 307 amino acids. The transcript is spliced from 12 exons.